AUGCGCUCGCCGAUGCGCCUGGCUGCUCUCGCUACCAUUGCAGGACUUCUUUACACAUCUCCAUCAACCGCACAAACAUACUCGACCUGCAAUCCCACAUCACAAUCCGGCUGUCCAGCAGAUCCAGCACUGGGCACGUCAUUAACAAUCAAGUUCACCGACGGAGCCUCUGACCAGUUCACCGCGCAAGGGAAUCCCACCUACGACUCGGCAGGAGCAGGGUUUACAGUGGCAGGCUCUGGUGAAGCGCCGACAUUGACGUCGAAAUGGUACAUUAUGUUCGGAAAGCUCUCAGUCACCCUCAAGGCAGCACCAGGCACGGGCAUAGUCAGCUCCGUGGUGCUGCAAUCGGACGACUUGGACGAGAUCGAUUGGGAAUGGCUAGGAGGAAAAGGCGAUCAAGUCCAGAGCAAUUACUUUGGCAAAGGCCAAACAACGACAUACGAUCGCGCGGCGGUGCACACCGUCGAAAACACCCAAGGCGAAUUCCACACGUACGACAUUGAGUGGACCGAAAACCAAAUCGUCUGGUCAAUCGAUGGCGACGUCAAACGAGUGUUGAACGCUGGUGAAGCCAAUGGGCAAUUCCCGCAGACCCCGAUGCAACUCAAACUCGGCUCGUGGGCCGGUGGCGAUCCUGCAAAUUCGCAAGGCACUAUCGACUGGGCUGGUGGUGCUGUCAACUACGCCGCCGGUCCUUUCACCAUGUAUGUCAGCUCCGUAUCUGUCGUCGACUACUCCACGGGCAAGUCGUACAGCUAUGGCGACCAGAGCGGCAGUUGGGAGAGCAUCGAGUCGGAUGGAGGCAAAGUCAAUGGCAAUUCUGGAGGCAGCGUCACUGUUGCAUCAGCGCCAGCCAUCACUUCGACCUCGAGCGGAAAUGAAGCGUGGGACGGCACCCACAGGACCAACACAGCAACCGUUUCGUACACCUCUCUGUACGGCCUGCCCUCAGGGUGGACCGUCAGUGGCUCCGGAAAGGUUGUCCCUCCGUCGGCGGCCCCAGUGAGUAAGAUCCUCCCAGUGUGA
Molecule: messenger RNA, 1029 nt
Organism: Zasmidium cellare ATCC 36951
Lineage: Eukaryota; Fungi; Ascomycota; Dothideomycetes; Mycosphaerellales; Mycosphaerellaceae
Product: glycoside hydrolase family 16 protein
Exons: 1
Coding region: 1-1029 (342 amino acids)
Biological process (GO): carbohydrate metabolic process; fungal-type cell wall organization
Cellular component (GO): fungal-type cell wall
Molecular function (GO): hydrolase activity, hydrolyzing O-glycosyl compounds; glycosyltransferase activity
Source: RefSeq, a predicted model, not a curated record